AUGGUCAUCAGGGUCCUGCAGUCACUGGAGUCCAGCUCUUUAGAAGAGAAGAGUUCAGAGAAAUUAUCACCAUCAAAACAGGAUCUCACCGACUCACUGGAGAGAGAUGAGCAGCACAAUGAAUCCAUUAAAAGAGCCCAGCAGGAACUGAAAACUAAUCUGAAGAAGAAGUUUGAAUACAUAUUUGAAGGUUUAGCAGUGCAGGGCCACACAACUCUCCUCAAUGAGAUCUAUACAGAGCUCUACAUCACAGAGGGGGGAAGUGGGGGGGUCAAUAAUGAGCAUGAGGUCAGACAGAUUGAGACAGCAUCCAAGAGACAAACCACCCAGGAGACUCCAAUCCUCUGCAAUGACAUCUUCAAGCCUUUACCUGGACAAGAGAAACGCAUCAGAACUGUGCUUACAAAGGGCAUCGCUGGCAUUGGGAAAACCGUCUCUGUGCAGAAGUUCAUUCUGGACUGGGCAGAAGGAAAAGCCAAUCAGGACGUUGAUUUCAUCUUCACUCUUCCUUUCCGAGAUCUGAAUCUGAAGAAGGAAGGAGCAUUCAGUCUGAUGCAACUUCUGCAGCACUACUUUCCACAACUGAAAGAGAUCAAAAGUGUUGAAGGUGAUGAUGUCAAAGUUGUGUUUAUCUUUGAUGGUCUGGAUGAGUGUCGACUUCCUCUACAUUUCCAAAGCAAUGAGAUCUGCUGUGAUAUAACAGAGUCAUCAUCAGUGGAUGUGCUGCUGACCAACCUCAUUAAGGGGAAUCUGCUUCCCUCUGCUCUCCUCUGGAUCACCUCCCGACCUGCAGCAGCCAAUCAGAUCCCUCCUGAGUGCAUCCACCAGGUGACAGAGGUACGAGGGUUCAAUGACCCACAGAAGGAGGAGUACUUCAGAAAGAGAAUCAGAGAUCAGAACCAGGCCACCAGAAUCAUCUCACACAUCCAGUCAUCCAGGAGUCUCUACAUCAUGUGUCACAUACCAGUCUUCUGCUGGAUUUCUGCUACUGUUCUGGAGACAAUGUUGGGUAAAGUAGAGAGUGGAGAUCUGCCAAAAACUCUGACUGAAAUGUACACACAUUUCCUGCUCAUUCAGACUAAUGUGAAGAAUCUGAAAUAUCGUGGCUCUGAUGAAACAAACCCAAAGAUGUCAGCAUCAGAUACAGAAAUCAUCCUGAAACUGGGGCAGCUGGCUUUUGUACAGCUGGAAAAGGGCCAUCUGAUAUUCUAUGAAGAGGACCUGAGAGACAGUGGCAUUGAUGUCAGUGAAGCUUCAGUGUACUCUGGGGUGUGCACAGAGAUCUUUAAAGAGGAGCGUGGGUUGGGUCAGGAGAUGGUCUACUGCUUUGUGCAUCUGAGCAUUCAGGAGUAUCUGGCCGCCUUGUUUGUGUUUCAUUCAUGUGUAAAUGAGAACAGAAAUGUGCUCAGAGCAGAAGAAUCAAAACCUCACAGUGGCAGAGUGCAGCUGUCUGAGUUACAUGAGACUGCAGUGGAUCAGGCCUUAAGGAGUAAGAUUGGACACCUGGACCUUUUCCUCCGAUUCCUUCUGGGCCUCUCUCUGGACUCCAUUCAGCCUCUCUUAGGAGGACUACUGACACAGACAGGAAGAAGAUCUGAUGGAGGACAAUUGAUAACAAAACUCUUUCAGAGACUACAGACAGAGAGCAGAUCAGGGAGCAUCAAGAAAACAGGCCAGUACAUUCAGAAGAAGAUCAAACAUGAAUCUUCCGCAGAGAGGACCAUCAAUCUGUUCCACUGUCUGAAUGAACUGAAUGACAACUCUGCAGUGAAGGAAAUCCAGAAUUCUCUGAGAUCAGGAAAACUUUCUGAUAAAGAGCUGGAACCCCACCAAUGUUCAGCUCUGGCCUUUGUGUUACUGAUGUCUGAGGAGGUCCUGGAUGAGUUUGACUUGAAGACCUACAACACAUCGGAAGCAGGUCAUCACAGACUGGUACCAGUUGUCAGGAACUGCAGGAAGGCCAUACUGCACAGUUGUAACCUAAGUGAGGAGUCAUGUGAAAUUGUGGCCUCAGCUCUCCAGUCAUCAAACUCAACCCUGACAGAUCUUGACCUCAGCAGCAAUAACCUGGGAGAUGCAGGAGUGAAGCUGCUCUGUGCUGGACUGAUGAGUCAAAACUGUAAACUACAGAGACUGGGACUGCACAGUUGUAACUUAAGUGAGAAGGCCUGUGAAAUUGUGGCCUCAGCUCUCCAGUUAUCAAACUCACCCCUGAGAGAUCUGGACCUCAGCUUCAAUAACCUGGGAGAUGCAGGAGUGAAGCUGCUCUGUGCUGGACUGGUGAGUCCAAACUGUAAACUACAGAGACUGGGACUGAACAGUUGUAACCUAAGUGAGGAGUCAUGUGAAAUUGUGGCCUCAGCUCUCCAGUCAUCAAACUCAACCCUGACAGAUCUGGACCUCAGCAACAAUAACCUGGGAGGUGCAGGAGUGAAGCUGCUCUGUGCUGGACUGAUGAAUCCAAACUGUAAACUACAGAGACUGGGACUGCACAGUUGUAACCUAAGUGAGAAGUCAUGUGAAAUUGUGGCCUCAGCUCUCCAGUCAUCAAACUCAACCCUGACAGAUCUUGACCUCAGCAGCAAUAACCUGGGAGAUGCAGGAGUGAAGCUGCUCUGUGCUGGACUGAUGAGUCCAAACUGUAAACUACAGAGACUGGACCUCAGCAGCAAUAACCUGGGAGAUGCAGGAGGGGAGCUGCUCUGUGCUGGACUGAUGAGUCCAAACUGUAAACUACAGAGACUGGACCUCAGCUACAAUAACCUGGGAGAUGCAGGAGUGAAGCUGCUCUGUGCUGGACUGAUGAGUCAAAACUGUAAACUUCAGAGACUGGGGCUGGGUUGGUGUAAUCUCACAGAGGGCUGCUGUGAUGUUCUGGCCUCAGUCUUGCGUUCUCCUCACUCAGAGCUGAGUGAUCUGGAGCUGAGAGACAACGAGCUGCAGGAUUCAGGAGUGAGAGCGCUCUCUGCUGGACUGGAGGACCCACACUGUAAACUGCAGAGACUGGGUGCAAGGAACCUCAGCGUGGUGAUGGACAGCAGACUGUCCCUUUCCGAGAACAUUGCGGCGGUGACCCGGUCUUGCAGGUUCUUCCUAUACAACAUACGGAGAAUCCGCCCCUUUCUCACCCCCUACUCGACCCAGCUCCUGGUCCAAGCGAUGGUUCUGUCCCGCCUGGACUACUGCAAUUCCCUCUUGGCUGGCCUCCCAGCGUCCGCCAUCAGACCCCUCCAACUCAUCCAGAAUGCAGCAGCUCGUCUGGUCUUCAACCUUCCCAAAUACUCACACGUCACCCCCCUGCUUAAAUUUCAGCUACUGCAUGAGGAACCAAAAAUGGGCGAUAAGCAACGAUCGAUGCAGAAGCUGUUACAGCAGAAGCAGCUGCUGAAAUUGAUGGCAGACAAGGGGGGAGACCCCUAG
Messenger RNA from Conger conger (European conger), 3420 nucleotides. Its product is annotated as NACHT, LRR and PYD domains-containing protein 12-like. The transcript is spliced from 11 exons. Gene Ontology annotation, molecular function: protein binding. Lineage: Eukaryota; Metazoa; Chordata; Actinopteri; Anguilliformes; Congridae. The record is from RefSeq and is a predicted model, not a curated record. Bases 1 to 3420 code for a protein of 1139 amino acids.